UCAUUUCCCAUAGUACAUUUUGCGUUUAGUAAUUUGUAUAGUAAAGUAAAUAUAUUUCAAGUUUAAUUAUAAUGCCCUUAAUCAUUAUUUGUGGAACACCAGUAAGUGGUAAAACAUCAAGAACUACAGAAUUAAAACAGUUUUUCGAAAAUGUGCAUAACAAAAACGUAGAAAUCGUAUCAGAAGACGAAGCCAUUAUAAAGUUGGGUUAUGAGAAAAACUCCACGUAUUUAGACUCUCAAAAGGAGAAAAGGGUAAGAGGUUACCUUAAAUCGGAAGUUAUACGUCUGAUUGGCAAGGAUAACGUUGUCAUUUUGGAUGGAAGCAAUUACAUAAAAGGUUACCGCUAUGAGCUGUAUUGUGCUUCAAAAGCAUCAAAAUCAACACAGUGCACCAUAUACACAAUACGUAAUCAACAAGAGGCAUGGGAUGACAACAUAAGAAGGAUAGAGGCAAAUGAAAGUAAACCAAAUGACAACCCUGAUUUAAAUAAGCAACCGUACACUGAGGAAGUGUUUAAUGCUCUUACCAAAUUAAGGUUUGAAGAGCCAAACUCCAACAACAGAUGGGACAGUCCCCUAUUCACAGUGCAGACAACUAGUCAGUUGGAUCUUGACGCAGUAUACAAAGUCCUGUUUGAGAAGAAACCUCCACCACCCAAUAUGAGCACACAGAAUCCUCCACUCAGCUCAACAAACUUCCUAUACGAAAUAGACAAAGUGACGCAGGCGAUAUCAAAACAAAUCCUAGACUCAAAACAGUUAAAUCUAGACAUAAUUAAGUUCCCAGAAUACCCAGGCUGUGUGUUAGAAGUUGGUUUCAUACAAUCAGUUAAUCCUCAGAAAUUGUUAAGGCUCAGAAGACAGUUCCUGACUUAUGCAAAGAUGAGCCAUUCAAAUGAAGAAGCGAAUAAAAUAGGACGAUUUUAUAUCCAAUAUUUGAAUAAAACUUUAACAGAUUAAAUUAAAUUUUUCUCUUACCGGAUGUCAUAAGUGUCAUGCCGGCUUUCAGUGCAAGAAAUGGGUGUGGUUCCAAUACCUAAGUGUCUCUAACGACUUGCAUGCCUCUAACAACAUAACGCAACUUCCUUGCAUAACGCGUGAUUUCUAGCAGUUAGUUCCUGCAGCAUAGAGUGUUAAGAAACUUUGUCCCGAAAACAUAUCUGCUAUUAACUAGAAAAGAUUUGGCUAACGCUACACAAGCUUUAUAGAUCUCGGCCUAAGAAUACUAAGUUCUCUCAAGUUGCCACUCUAGCAUAGGCUUGUAGAAAUAAUCUCGUUUUUUUUACCGAUGAUAUUAAUAUCGAGUAUCGAAAAUUUAAUAACAUAUAUUUCCAAAAGCCACCACUUAAUUGCCACUGACAAACUACCGUAACCUAUUCUUAAAAAAGAUUACUUGGUUUUGUCUAUUCUCACCAAU
Messenger RNA from Pararge aegeria (speckled wood butterfly), 1419 nucleotides. RefSeq names its product protein KTI12 homolog. The transcript has 4 exons. Bases 72 to 962 code for a protein of 296 amino acids. NCBI's taxonomy places the organism in Eukaryota, Metazoa, Arthropoda, Insecta, Lepidoptera, Nymphalidae. The record is from RefSeq and is a predicted model, not a curated record.